Messenger RNA from Hypoxylon fragiforme, 4008 nucleotides. RefSeq lists its product as uncharacterized. The transcript is spliced from 3 exons. The record is from RefSeq and is a predicted model, not a curated record. Gene Ontology annotation, molecular function: protein heterodimerization activity; structural molecule activity. Lineage: Eukaryota; Fungi; Ascomycota; Sordariomycetes; Xylariales; Hypoxylaceae. Gene Ontology annotation, biological process: regulation of transcription by RNA polymerase II. Bases 543 to 3983 code for a protein of 1146 amino acids. Gene Ontology annotation, cellular component: SLIK (SAGA-like) complex; SAGA complex.
AAAAAAAGUAUUCACCUGGGCAAUGAAAUGUUCAACGUUCAAUUGUUUCUAACAACUUGAACAUUCAAUACAUCAAUACUUCAGGAUAACUAUAUAGAUUUUUAAACCUUUGAGGAUCAGCAGUUCAAUUGCACUGCAUAUUACUAACUGUAUCAACUGUACCAACUGUACCAACUGUACCAAGGGCAACGGCACGUACCAAAGUACCAGCCCCAUACAAUACAUAGCGCAUUACAGUGAACCUUGAAGUUUGUAGCGAACCAGCUGCCAAGGAUUCACUCUCCAAAACCUCACUUCACUAGACCUCAUUCUUUAAACAUACGCGAAAUCACCCUCUACUCGAUCCAUCGUCUCAUCACCAUAUUUAUCAACUCUUUCAUAAAAAUCACUUCUUCCAUCUAUUUCGAUGUCGCUCGUUAUUCCAAUGCCAAUUUAGGGCCUUCCCGAAGCCCUAUUUCCGAAUCGACGCGACCGUCUUUUCUACCCGCAUGGCUACCGCCACUACCCUAUCACUUUAACACGCCCGUCAAAGGCAACAUAUCAUGUCCAUCAUGAACGGCCAAAACACUUGGCCACCACCUCCAAAACAGGAAAACCAUGUCAUUGGGAAACGUCCCUUUCGUCAAAUUGUUGAUGGUCCUUCGCGAUCUAACGAUAACAUGGAUAAUUCCGCCGCGUCGGUGCCUGAGGCAUCAGAUGCUGAUGAGGAAAGUGUGCAAGCCCAGUUGGACGAAUCAUAUCGCCAGGCUGAGGAAAAGAUUGCGCUUAUGUUCGCACCUGACGGUUCAAUUAACCAUGAUGUAAUAGCGUUGUGGCUGCGACCUCGUAGUCCUUCCGCCCCGCCUCCGACUACCGAUCAUUCCGCUAUUCAAGAACGUCCUGCUAAGCGAGUUAAGAGAAUUAUUGACGAAGACGACUACGGUGAUGACGAUGAUGAAGACGAAGAGGAGGAAGACGAGAGAAUACCCAAUGCCCCUCACAUCAACUCUUUACAAUCUAAAUCCGCGGCCGCCACCGCGUCUAAAGCCCUCCCAUCUCCCUCCAAGUCGGGGAGCUCUCCUAUACCCUCUGCAUUAUCACCUGGAAAGCCAAGGGAUGAUGGCUCUCAGCGAUCGCAAGCGUCGCAGGCCCAAGCGAGCAAUUCCGAAGACGCGCGCAAACAGCUAGAAGAGGCGCGAAAAUACACCGAGGAAGCUGCCAAGCGCAGUUUCCAUACUAUCUUUUAUACCCUAGAGAACGAUCGUGCAGCUAUGCUAGAACAGCAGCAACUAGAGGAGUCCGAGAAGCAAUUGCAGGCCGAAAUGGACAAAAAUACCAGCAACAACGCGAAUGGAGGCACCUCUGGCGAAAAUCACGGUUCUCUUAGCAGUGCCAACCUAGGCGCGUCAAGUCUCACCCUUAAGCAUCUCAUUGCGCGCAUAGAUAUGAAGCGCGACAUGGUGCGCGCAUCAGACGCAGAGCUGCGCUCGUUAAUGAACGAAGUCCGCAAAAAUCGGAGCAAGUGGGCCAGUGAGGAGAAUGUCAACCAGGAGGAGCUCUACGAAGCUGUAGAAAAAGUCUUGACGGAGCUCAAGGCGCAUACCGAAUACUCCACUCCAUUCCUUCAGAGAGUAAAUAAGAAGGAUGCUCCGGAUUAUUAUAAUUUCAUCAAACAGCCUAUGGAUCUCGGAACAAUGACCAAGAAGCUCAAGGCAUUGAAUUACAAGUCCAAGACCGACUUUGUCACGGACCUUAACCUAAUAUGGGACAACUGCCUACGUUACAACCAGGACAUGAACCACCCCUUGAGACGCAUGGCCAACGGCAUGCGCAAGGAAGCCGAAAAGCUCAUACCGUUGAUUCCCGAUCUCGUCAUCCGCCCACGUGCCGAAGUGGAGGCUGAGGAGAGGCGCAAGCAGAAUGGCGGCGAUGAUGACGGCGGCGAUGAUUCAGACGAUGAGCCGAUAAUGUCGUCUCGUGGUCGAAUUGCUGGCGGAGCAAAGGGGACGAAGUCAAGGAAAACUCACUCGGACCAGAAAGAGAGCACGCCCAAUGGGGAGCAGAAGCCCGUGCUCCAACUCAAUGGCCUACUCGCAAAAGCUCACCGAGAAGGAUCCGAACUCGAUGGGAGUAAUGGCUUCGCAACACCGCCUAUCGGUGGCUCCAUGACACCUAGUGGACUCAACGGCCAUUCGGGAGUAGGUAGCAAUGUGGAUGCUAUGGACAUCGACGGGCCUGAGUUGAAUGGUAUGGCUCUGGGACAGGCGCUGAACGAGGCCGCCCAGACGUAUGAGGACGAGGAGUACAAGAUCUGGAAGCAAGUGACCAAGAAAGAUCGGGCCUUGAUCACCAAGGCACGAUAUCAGUUAUUCAAGGAUAGAAGGUUGAAUGUUGAUGAGCCUGCCUUGCUUCGGACCAAAGCGGGCAUGCGUCGAUAUAUGCGUAGCCGACAGCAGGCAGAAGCCUACUUCCGCAUAGGUGGUCAGACUGAAGAAGAUUCGUCAUCUGGUGCCAGCAAGGAUGCCAAGGCAACUGAGACAUUGGCAGAGGGCAUGGAGGAGGACGAGGAGAAAGUCAUCCCCGAUUAUUAUGAUCCCCAGAGCAUGAUCCCCGACAUCCCACCAAAGCUUCAGUGGAUCGAGGACAACGAAGGUCAGGUCAUCAAUCAACAUGAGGAUUAUCUUCGUACCAUACCACCGGGAUUGUUCACGGCUCCCAAGAGCAGCCUAACCCAGAAGUUUGAUGCCAAUAUUCGACAGAUGCAGGAGACGAGGAAGGUCUGCUCGAAAAUUGGCGUCAUUAAACAGAUGCAACUUCAGACCCAGGUGUACGCGAAUCAAUUUCCCAAAUAUAAUCCCGAACCGUUCCACGAGGCCGAUGCUGAGCCGCACGUCGUGUCUAGUGCCGAUGACAUUGUUAUGGCACCACAAGUCUGCCGAGCUGCUCUGCAACGGUCUGUUGCGAAACUGUUUUAUCAUGCCGGCUUUGAAGAGCUUCAGCCCUCGGCGAUGGACACCAUUACCGACAUUGCCGCCGACUACUUUGGCAAGGUCAUCAAGUCUUUCAAAUCAUACACUGAGAUUGAAAUGAUGGACCCUUGCUUGGAGUUAAUGCAACGCGGCUAUACCGCUCAGCCUCGUUAUAACGCCGAGGAGGCUAUACUGCAUACUCUCUCUGAAAGCGGUUACUCGGUUGAAGCACUGGAGAGCUAUGCCAAAGACGAGAUUGAAAGGCUUGGCCACAAACUCACUGGUAUUCACGAUCGCAUGAAAUCUCAUCUAGGUGAUCUUCUACGUCCUGCCGUUACCGACGCUACCCAGGACGGGGCAGCCGCAUUUGAUGAUGGGAGUGAGCAGUUUAUUGGAGGUGACUUUGCGGAGGAGCUUGGUGAAGACUUCUUUGGAUUCAAGGAACUUGGCCUUGCUGGAGAGAUGGGCGGUGUGCUCUCUGUUCCCCUCCAUCUUCUCCAAUCCAGAGUGCGUAACCAAUAUCAGGCCCAAAGCCAGACACAAGGGUCUUCCGACACGGUUCUCUUCGAAGACCUGGCGCCUCCGGAUCCUGUCACCAAGGAGAAUAUCCAGGAGCAGAUUGGCCUCGUCAAGAACUUCUUCCUCGCUAAGUUGCACGCUAAUGGCGACUCACCUUUGGUGGAGGAUGAAGACCUGCCUGUGAAACAGCGACGACCUCGACCCCGACUCGGUGCUACCGGCAAGAUCGUAUCUCCACAGAAGCGGCCUCCAAAGGAGCAGAAUGCCAUCAACAAAAAGAAGAAGAAGCUCGAGGCCCAGGCAGCUGAAGCUAGCAAGGCUGCGAACAAUAGUCCGGAGAAAGGUGGUCCGAAGAAGUCUAAGAGCAUAUCUGUACCGAACGGGACUGGCUCGGCCAAUGGUGGUGCAUCUCUUCCUGUUGCCCCUCCCAUGGAGCGUGCUGAUAGCCAAGGUAACAACAGCCAGGCAGAUAAGGAUGACACUGGCAUGAUGAGCCCCGAGAGCAUGGAGCGUUAGAGACGAGCAUGUGAACAAAAAGAAC